AUGGGAUUCACCGCCGUGUACCUGUCUGUUUUAACAACAGCCAGACACACAAGAAAAAAGAAAGAAAAUGUUGAUGGGAGAAAAGAAAAAGCAAAGGAUUUAUUGGCAGAUGUCAAUGAAGAGAUCAGGCUUCCACGGUUGACAUCAGUACAGAAACAUCGCGCUAAUCCAAAAACUAAUGACCCCGAACAGUAUUACCGCAUAACUGUUGCAAUACCCCUAUUAGAAGACUUAACUUCCCAGCUCAAAAUAAGAUUUACUGACCACAAGAAAGUGAUUGCUGCUUUGUAUACUCUUAUACCAACAGUCUGUUCCGAGAAGGAAACGCCAUUCUCAAGAGAGGAUCUAGUGAUGUACGAGGAUCUGGUGGAACUAGACGAGGCACAAGGCGAAUUUCAACUAUGGAAAUUGUUUUGGCAGGGCAAAAGCCCUUCGGACCGGCCUUCUUGGGCUUCUUGCGCCAUUGAGGCUGUCGGAGAGUGCAACAGGCAAUUGUAUCCCAAUAUUUUUAUGUUAUUGAACAUCUUGUCGACUCUACCAGUAACCACGUGCACCCCGGAAAGGUCAUUUUCCACACUUAGGCGCCUAAAAACCUAUCUACGGAAUUCUUGUGGGCAAGAGAGGCUAACCGGGUUGGCUCUAAUGGCAAUUCACAGAUAUAUCAUCAUCCCAACUAAUGAUGUUAUAACAGAAUUUGCCCAUAAGAAGUCUAGAAGGCUUGAUUUUGUAUUAUGA
This is a messenger RNA of Coccinella septempunctata (seven-spotted ladybird), 735 nucleotides long. Its product is annotated as 52 kDa repressor of the inhibitor of the protein kinase-like. Bases 1 to 735 code for a protein of 244 amino acids. The transcript has 2 exons. Gene Ontology annotation, molecular function: protein dimerization activity. Lineage: Eukaryota; Metazoa; Arthropoda; Insecta; Coleoptera; Coccinellidae. The record is from RefSeq and is a predicted model, not a curated record.